GACUACCUAUAAUCAUGCUCUAACCCUCAGAAUCCACACCAGUCUCACCAUUAUUUUCUCAACAAAAACUCGUUUAUUUCUCCCUUCUCUGAUCUCUCUUCGUUAUAACAAUAAACGAGUCGAGAAUUUUUCUUUAGGGUUCUAUUCUAUCUCUCGCUUCAAUUCGUUCUGAGCCACAUAGAGGUGGCGAUCUUAGGCGUAAUCUGAAAGCUAAAUUCGAUUCAGUCAGAACUUUUGUCGAAGAUGGAAAGACAAAUCAUGGAUUCUAAAAACGUGCAACCGAAAGAGGAAUAUUUGCCUACCAUUACCAAGCAAGUUUCAGAUGAACUUGAGAAGAGUUGUUUGACAGAAGAAGAAGAUGCCUGUUUGUCUGAUGCUAGUCAUAGCAGUAAGAAGAGGAUAAGGGAAGAUACGACUUGUGAAUCAAAGAAGAGUAAGAAACAGAAGCCGAGCAAAGAACCUUGGUUCAAGACGUUAUCUGAUGAUGACUGGCUUUUUGGUAACAAUCAGCAAAAGAGUCUUACUAAUAAUAAAGCAGCUAUCAAGAACGAUGAAGACAUGAUCAGGAAGUUGCUGCAGAGAUCAUGUGGAGAUUCCUUGUUUCCUAAGGCUCAGUUUUUGCCUCAAUUCGGAAUUUUUGUAGUACCAUAUACAGUUCCGUUUUAAGUCUCCAUAUUGUUUUCUUAUUCCUCAGAGUUAGCCUUAGCCUGUGAUCUAUUCGGAUAUAUUUCAUAUCUCUAUUAAUUAACUCAUAAUUUGUAGUAUAUAUUUUUCCGUACAAGAGUUUCCUUUUUGUAGAUUUCCUUUUCCUUGCAUUAGUUAUUUUGUAUAUUCCCAUCAUGAAUAUCUCUGUUAACUCAUAAUUUGUAUAUACUUUGUCGUACAAG
This is a messenger RNA of Arabidopsis lyrata subsp. lyrata, 887 nucleotides long. RefSeq lists its product as uncharacterized. NCBI's taxonomy places the organism in Eukaryota, Viridiplantae, Streptophyta, Magnoliopsida, Brassicales, Brassicaceae. Bases 244 to 666 code for a protein of 140 amino acids. The transcript has a single exon. The record is from RefSeq and is a predicted model, not a curated record.